UCGAGCGGCCCGGACGCCGGCGGGGCCGCCGAGGCUGCUGUGAGAGGGCGCCCGCGGCUGCUGGGGAGCAGACAGGCGAGGGAGGCGGGGAGGCGGCGGCCGCGCUAGCUCGCCUGCUCGGCCGCUUCCCGGCGCCGCUGCGGGUCCGCCGCCGCUCAUCCUGCCGGCCCGCUGCUCCGCUGAGCGCCGCGGGAGCAGCCGCGCGUUGGCCGCGUUCCGCCUCCGUCCGGGAGUCGCGCGCGCCGGCGGACUCAGCGCGGAGGGCGAGCCGGCGCCACACCUGUGGAGCCGGCGGCCGUCGUGGGUGCCGGCCGGGGUCCUGCCGCGCGCGUGCUCGGGGCUGCGGGCCGCCGGGGCGCCGGGGGAGGCGCGUCCUCCGGCUGCGCGGAGCGGGCACCAUGGGGCUCCCCGCGCUUGAAUUCAGCGACUGCUGCCUGGACAGCCCGCACUUCCGAGAGACGCUCAAGUCGCACGAAGCGGAACUGGACAAGACCAACAAAUUCAUCAAGGAGCUCAUCAAGGACGGGAAGUCCCUCAUCAGCGCGCUCAAGAAUUUGUCUUCAGCGAAGCGGAAAUUUGCUGAUUCCUUAAAUGAAUUUAAAUUUCAGUGCAUAGGAGAUGCAGAAACAGAUGAUGAAAUGUGUAUAGCAAGGUCUUUGCAGGAGUUUGCCACUGUCCUUAGGAAUCUCGAAGAUGAGCGGAUACGGAUGAUUGAGAAUGCCAGCGAGGUGCUCAUCACUCCCUUGGAGAAGUUUCGGAAGGAGCAGAUUGGGGCUGCCAAGGAGGCCAAAAAGAAGUAUGACAAAGAGACAGAGAAGUAUUGUGGAAUCCUAGAAAAACACUUGAACCUGUCUUCCAAAAAGAAAGAAUCUCAGCUGCAGGAGGCAGACAGCCAAGUGGACUUGGUCCGGCAGCAUUUCUAUGAAGUAUCCCUGGAGUAUGUCUUCAAGGUGCAGGAAGUCCAAGAGAGAAAGAUGUUCGAGUUUGUGGAGCCUCUACUGGCGUUCUUGCAAGGACUCUUCACUUUCUAUCACCACGGUUAUGAGCUGGCCAAGGAUUUCGGCGACUUUAAGACCCAGCUGACCAUCAGCAUACAGAAUACAAGAAAUCGCUUUGAGGGCACCAGGUCAGAAGUGGAAUCACUGAUGAAAAAGAUGAAGGAGAAUCCCCUCGACCACAAGACCGUCAGCCCCUACACCAUGGAAGGGUACCUGUACGUUCAGGAGAAACGUCACUUUGGCACUUCUUGGGUGAAGCACUACUGUACGUAUCAACGGGACUCCAAACAAAUCACCAUGGUACCUUUUGACCAGAAGUCAGGAGGAAAGGGGGGAGAAGAUGAAUCAGUCACCCUCAAAUCCUGCACACGGCGAAAAACAGACUCUAUUGAGAAGAGGUUUUGCUUUGAUGUAGAAGCAGUAGACAGGCCGGGGGUCAUCACCAUGCAGGCGCUGUCAGAAGAGGACCGGAGGCUGUGGAUGGAAGCCAUGGACGGCCGGGAACCUGUCUACAACUCGAACAAAGACAGUCAGAGUGAAGGGACUGCACAAUUGGACACCAUUGGCUUCAGCAUAAUCAGGAAAUGCAUCCAUGCUGUGGAAACCAGAGGGAUCAAUGAGCAAGGGCUCUACAGAAUCGUGGGCGUCAAUUCCAGAGUGCAGAAGCUGCUCAGUGUCCUAAUGGACCCCAAAACAGCUUCUGAAACAGAAACGGAUAUCUGUGCCGAGUGGGAGAUAAAGACCAUCACUAGUGCUUUGAAGACCUACCUAAGAAUGCUUCCAGGACCACUCAUGAUGUAUCAGUUUCAAAGAAGUUUCAUCAAAGCAGCAAAGCUGGAGAACCAGGAGUCCCGGGUCUCUGAAAUCCACAGCCUUGUUCAUCGGCUCCCGGAGAAAAACAGGCAGAUGUUACAGCUGCUCAUGAACCACUUGGCAAAUGUUGCAAACAACCAUAAGCAGAAUUUGAUGACGGUGGCAAACCUUGGCGUGGUGUUUGGCCCCACCCUGCUGCGUCCGCAGGAAGAAACCGUCGCUGCCAUCAUGGAUAUCAAAUUCCAGAACAUCGUCGUUGAAAUCCUAAUAGAAAACCAGGAGAAGAUAUUUAACACCGUGCCCGAUAUGCCUCUCACCAAUGCCCAGCUGCACCUGGCUCGGAAGAAGAGCAGUGACUCCAAGCCCCCGUCCUGCAGCGAGAGGCCCCUGACGCUCUUCCACGCCAUGCAGUCAACAGAGAAACAGGAACAAAGAAACAGCAUCAUCAACUCCAGUUUGGAAUCUGUCGUCUCAUCGAAUACGAACAGCAUCCUUAAUUCCAGCAGCAGCUUACAGCCCAACAUGAACUCCAGCGACCCAGACCUGCAUGUGCUCAAACCCACGCGGCCCAACUCACUCCCCCCGAAUCCAAGCCCAACUUCACCCCUCUCGCCAUCCUGGCCCCUGUUCUCGGCGCCAUCCAGCCCUAUGCCCACCUCAUCCACGUCCAGCGACUCAUCCCCCAUCAGCACACCAUUCCGGAAGGCGAAAGCCCUGUAUGCGUGCAAGGCUGAGCACGACUCGGAGCUCUCGUUCACGGCGGGCACCGUCUUUGACAACGUUCAUCCAUCCCAGGAGCCUGGCUGGUUGGAGGGGACUCUGAAUGGGAAGACCGGCCUCAUCCCUGAGAACUACGUGGAGUUCCUCUAACCGUGGGCCACUGUGGAACUGCUGAGCUUUCUCUGGUGUCCAUGACAGCCGCUGAUCCCAGGGCUGUAGGCCAGUUCUCUUUGCCGCUGAGGAAUGCAAGUGACCGACCCUGCUGCUACCUGUCCACGUGAAUGUUUCUGUGAACUCGGGCGCCACACACCCCGUGGUCAUCUCAGCUGACACGCAGUGAUACUGCAAGAAGCAGAAGUAAAUCAGCUGGAGGCCAUUCGAUGCUGAUAACCGAGAGAAAGGCUCGCAAAGCCAGUUGGUUCUCUCCUUUCGCACCCUAAUCAGGGGACGCUCAUUUUGCUUCAGUAGUCUCCCGAGCCCCCAGCCUUCUGGAGAAGGAAGUAGGUGAGAUGUAAGUAGUCCCUGAGAGCUUGUGGGGUUGCUGAGUCUGACGGAGCUGGGCAGUGCCUCUGAAGUCCAGGCUGGCUCCAUCGCUUCUGUUUACAGCAGACACUCUCUCUACGCCACCUCUAAAUGCUUGAGACACAGUGGCCAGGCCGCUGGGUCUGUUUGUUUGCAUGCAGGAUGAGGGGGUUAUGGCGCUGUUUACAGAUGAUCCAAUCUCUCACCAUCUCUAAAGCAGCCGUUGGCCCAGCAUCAGCAGAAUUCAGUCCAGUCCUCAUGCAAGGGGACACGUGCACCCCGUGUUCCCUGCCUCCCACACUAGGAACUUCUCCGCCACCAAGGGCUGCCAUCGCCUCGUAACCAUGGCAACCUAGCCCGCUCUCAAACCAAACCAAAAGAUAACACACUGCAUGACGUCCCUCCGCCCCACCCUGUGUGGUGGGUUUUCAAACCUGAAGCAGAAGCUCAUGGAAUCGGAGUGGUCUCCUUGGGCAGACAGAAUAGCAGCUGGGAACUGUUCCCUUUCUGAUGAAUUUCAGCAACACCAGGAUAUAUUUGGAGCAAACCCUAGUAACCUCUUGAGAUUAAACAGGCUUAAUAGUUCCGUUCUUCCAUGUAACUACUAUUUGUUUUCUAGAGGGUAGUCUGCCAAUCACCAAUGGGUGAUACCCUCCCUUUAAUUCAUUUCCUCAUGGCCUCCUGUUUUACCUGUCCCUUCCCUUGGCAGGGCUGCUGACCACUGGUGCCCUGGCAUUUUUCAGGGAUGAUUCCUGGGCCAACCCCAUGGCCUAGCAGGACAUAUAUGUUCACUGCCACUCAGAAAAGAGGGAAUUGUUUCUCAGGCUGUUGACACAUGGGGCUAAUAUCAUAAGCCAUUGGGAUUCAGACAGACAUCAGAAGGUUGGGGCUUGGAAGGUGGGAUGGGUACCUUCUGAGAAAGAGAGUUUCUGGGUCUAGAAGGGGCUCGGUCUCAGGAAGGCUGCCUCGGGGCUGGGGGGGGGGAGCUCGGCCUGGACAUUCCACACCCACCUGGCCUCCAAGUAACACAGUCGCCGGCCAUUAGCUUCCACAUUUGAAUGUCCCUGCGAGAGUGACCCUGGGCGGACAUGCUCCAGACUGACGGGCUGUCAAGCCCCCAGGAGCCUCUCAGGGCGGCAGCAUUGCUCCGAGUGUUUCCUGCUUCUGGGAUUCCUCUUUAGGAAAGUUUAAAGAAGAACAGGAAAAACUUGAAUUGUGUUGAAUUACUGUAUCUUUUUUUUAUUUACAUGUUUUUUUUGAAAAGAUGAUUUGUAAAUAGAGUGAUUUCAAAUACUAUAUGGCAAAGUUUUAUAUUUGAUAUUCUUUAAGCUACUUGCUCCACACAUUAAAGCUUUGAUGCCGAAUGAGUGUGUAAGAGGGAGAGGGAGGGGGCGGGGCCAUCGCCUCCUGGCCUCCAAGGAGGAGGAGCCUCACACACUCUGCCGACUCUUGGCAGGCGUGACGUAUUGAUGGCGUUGAGUCUUCUUUAUCCAGAUGUGUUUCUGAGCAUUUCUUGGGCUUUGGAUUUGGAAAUGGAAAGAGCAUCUUCAGGCAAUGAGUUUUUCAAAGAGCUCCUACUUGGUAGUAAGACGAAGCUCAGGAUCGGUGAGGCCAGGGGUUAGGUUUGUUUUUUUUUUUCAUUUUUCUUCUCAGGUGUGUAUCUUGGGUACCCCCAAGAUAUCGGGGCAGAAGGAGAUGGGAUAGUGGACCUCCUCGUAGGUAACUCUUCUGCACAUCUUCUAAAUGAGGUCAAGCCAGUUUGCAAAGGUUACGGUUUUGUGAGUUCCAAGAAAAACUGGCUUAUUAGGAUCUUCAGUUCUCAUAUGCAGCUGCUCCCCUUUCCCUAAAUGUGUUUAUGCCCUUCCUGUUCAUCUCAGAUUUCCUGUAAUCCCCCCACAAGAGAAAAACUCCAGAGGGAUGGAGAUUAUGCAAUGAGAGCUUCAUGGCUUUAAAGCUAAGAGCGGUUUGUCAUGGUGAUUCAGUUCUCAGCCUAAGGCUUCCACAGCUCCGACCCAGGAGCUCACCCAGUGGCGGGUGUGAUACUACCACUGAGCCAGGGAACCAGAACUGAGACUGGAAAAGACCGGGGUAGGCUCCGGAAAGCGGUCGUUGAAAACCCAAGCAGAAAGCGAAUGUAUGAACAGGCAACCCCUCCUCCCAGCAGACCAACAGCUUGGGGACCUGUCAGAGGGGCCUGCAGGGACAGGCAUGCUGUGUGCCACUGUCCUUUACCAGUGAGGAAAGAGUGUGACAGUGUGACCUACUGCUUUUAACACACUUGCCAUUUUAAAUUGUCGCCUGCCCCUUGGGACUGUGACCAGAGCUAGCACGGAAGAGCAGAAGCCCAGGCCCUGGCAGCAGGGUUUCCUGGCCGACGCAUACCUGUCGGUCCUUGGCCCCAGCCCGACCGCUUGGAAGCAUGUUCCUCCUUCCCCAGCUGGCCCUGGUCCGAAGCCAGGGGGAAACGGAGCCACUGCCCAGGGAAAUGUUUAGGUCGACCCCUUCCCAGCCUCCCUGGGGCCAUGCUGGGCCUGGGACAGAUGGCUGCUCUGUUUCCUUCUCCAGCCAGGCUUCCCUCCUCCCCAUUGGCUACGCAACUGGAGAAACCCUUCAGAAUGUGAUCCAGCAAAUAGGAAGGAAUUUGAGGACUAAAAAUAGACUGUAUCCUCUCUACCAGCAGUGCCCCCACCCCCAACUCCCUCCGCUUGAAUAGGGAGCUUUGGGUCAGGUCAGGGGAGCGAAGCGGCUGUCAGAACAGGAGACCACUAACCAAGGUCCCCGAGCUUUCCUGGGAGCCUUGCGUGUCCUUUGGGAGGCCUUGGGAUCAGUUUGGCAGACGGAGCUUGAAUCUUUUUUGGGUAAUAUAAUCAGUCUCUCAGUCCUCCUAAAGGUACUCAAAUAAUUCCACAGCUACAGAAUGCCAUGCCACGAGAAGGUAACUGGUUUCAAACCCCUGCUCCCAAGCAAGUAAAUUCCUGCCUUGUUCAAGACUGGCAAUAUUCUUUCUUGUUUUCAAGAAUAAACAGGGAUGGACCGACCCUGUAUAGCAUCGCCUUCUUUGGUAUCCUAUUCUUAGAGCCAGUUUUUAGCUUAGUGUUUUAGUAUUUCUGCAGCCAAUAUGUUUUCUUCUUCAGACCAAACUCUUUUUCAACAUAAUUCCAGCUCAUCUCCUCUUGCUCAGUGCUUUUUGGACAAAGGGAGAAAGAAAAAUGAGCAAUCAAAUAUUAGCAGACUGGCAUUAGCAGGACAGAGCCAUGCUACUGACAAGGUCAUUUCAGGCCUUUGCCAGGACUCCAAGGACAUACAUGCCCUACCUGUGGCUCGAAGGGAAGUUCUUCCACAAACUGAGUCUGGUCCCCUGAAAACAGCAACCCCGGGCACACCAAAAGCGCUGUCUUAACUACAGAGCUCCAGAAGCAUCGGUGGUUGAGGCUGACUGAAGGCAGAAAUAAUCUGCUAAAGAUAACUUGAUCAACUGUUCAUCACUGUCUGUUGGCACCUUUUAUCCUCUGACUUCUGAUUCCAAAAGCAAGUUGGGACCACCCAGUUUCAUAGGUGCAGGGCUGCCAGUGGCCUCCACGGCACUCAGUUUGCCCUAGGAUUGAACGUUUAAUGAGCAACCACAUUACCCAGAGUGGUAGCCGCAUUGAAGAAACAACAGCCUCUUAGCUGCCUGACUUCAAAAGGAACAUACUAGGUGUUCUGUCUCGGGACCUGUCUAUCAUCUCUGGCAAAGUGGACAGUGAUCAGUUACCUAGACAACCCUGCCCCACGUCUCACACACCCUGCGCUGCUGUUUAAAACUGUGUCUCAUGCCCAAAUGUGUUUGGCAGCCAUGCUGAUCUGCUGGGUGCUGAACCACUUCUCUGUAAUUGUAGCAUCAAAAUGACAACGGCAGCAGAGCAAGGAACCUUGCGCAACCCUACAGCAUGCCUGAGACAAGACUCAAACAAGUAAUAAUUAGCUUUUUUCCUUUCACCGCCUACAGUACUUGUCUAACUUAAGAGCUUCCCGGAGCAGAGGGAGAGGCCAUACAGGGAAUCCAGACAUCAUUCAAAGGCAGCCUUUGCUGAAAUGUGGUCUUCUAAUGGAAGCACUUAUAUUCUUGGGAGAAAAUGUCUAGAUCUAAAGUGAUGCUAGGAGCAGAGAGAGCAGUGAAUCAUACUGAAGAACUUCAGAUUUGUUUUAAAAGGGAUAAACACAGUUCUUAAUAGGAGAAAAAAAUCUAUCACAGGGAAAGUUCACAAAUGAUUUUUUUACCAAAGUGUUACAGGAUGCUCUAAGAUGGAAGCAUCUUUCAAGACAGAAUGCUUGGCACCGUCCUAGAUCCAUGGAAGGGCAGUAAUUACUAUUAUGUCAAAAUUCUCUUCAGUGUAGUCAUUGAGGUCCAGAAUAUUGAUAAUCAAAACAUCAGGAUUACCUGGAGCAGUCCUGGACACAUCAGGACAUUCUACACCAUUCUACACAGGCCAUUUCUACAAAGUCGUCUGAAUGGACACCUUGUAAGCAGGCUCCUUGGGUAUCCAGAUGCCAAGGUCAACCUCGUACCCUUGACAAGAGGUUCACCGGAUGAUUCUAAAGUAUGUAUGCAUUAGUAUCCGUGUAUGUGUAUGUACAGCACACAUUUACGUGUGUUAAGAUACAGACGCCCAGCCAGGAACCUGCAUAAGCUGGCAGUUGCUCAGCCUUCACAGCCGUUACGGUGCAGAUGUUAAGAAUUAGAGGAACACGAGAGGCUGGCGGUUGACUAUCAAAGUGAUCAAAGAUGUAAAUUAAGUGCCAUUUUAAAACUUUGUUCAUAUUUAUCAAAUGAUUACUAUCUACAGCUAUAUUCCUUAUUAACUUAUUAAAACUCAUGUUGAAAGAUCAAAUUCAUAAAUGUUUAGUAGCUAAUACUAGGCUAGUGUUCAAAAGCACUCUAAAAGACCUUUUGUCCAUAUUUUGGAGAAGGAAAUAUGUGCAUGUUUAAUUCAUAAUCUAGGCUACCUUUGAGUAUACUGUAAAGUGCUGUGUGAUAUAAUAUCAAUAAAGUACUUAAAAAUGGCACUUUAAUGUUUUCCUUGAAACCAUGAAUAAUGCACUGUUUUAAACUUCAGUAUUGAAUAUUGACUUGUGUGUAAAAUCCAGUUCUGUAAUUAAAAAGUAAUUUGUGACUAGAAUAGAACUUUUUCCCUGUUAUUAGUAAAACAGUUUUGCCAUGUUGAGGCUUUAAAAAACAGAAAUGUGCUUUUGAGUCACUAAGCUGUAUCUAUAAAGAAAAUUUCUAUCGAGUGGCCUCCAAAACUUGGCUUUCUUACAUUUGGUUGGUUUAUGUGACAAUCCUUACGAAAUGAGUAGAAGUAUGAUUUUUGAAUUAAAUGACUUUUCCAUGUG
Molecule: messenger RNA, 8426 nt
Organism: Manis pentadactyla (Chinese pangolin)
Lineage: Eukaryota; Metazoa; Chordata; Mammalia; Pholidota; Manidae
Gene: ARHGAP26
Product: Rho GTPase activating protein 26
Exons: 23
Coding region: 399-2681 (760 amino acids)
Biological process (GO): signal transduction
Cellular component (GO): cytoplasm
Molecular function (GO): GTPase activator activity; protein binding
Source: RefSeq, a predicted model, not a curated record